Molecule: messenger RNA, 913 nt
Organism: Papilio machaon (common yellow swallowtail)
Lineage: Eukaryota; Metazoa; Arthropoda; Insecta; Lepidoptera; Papilionidae
Exons: 5
Coding region: 45-833 (262 amino acids)
Source: RefSeq, a predicted model, not a curated record
UGCACAUUGUUAGAUUAUUAUUUUGCAAGACUUGUGAUACAAACAUGUCUUCAAACGCAAUCAAAUUCACUUUUGGCGUUUUAUUAAUCUGCUUUACUGUGGAUUUAAGUAAUUCUGCAUUUGUUGAUAGCUUGUCGAAAUGUGGUAUCAAAGACAGUAAUUGUCAAAGGAACCUGAUAAAAAGCGCGCUUCAACGAAUUGGAAAUACUGGUAUACCAGAACUAAACAUACCACCCAUUGAUCCUAUACAAAUUCAGGGUGUGUCAGUUGUUAUCUUGAAUUUGGUUAACAUCACAUUGAUCGACGGAGUUGUUAAGGGCAUAAAGGACUGUGAAUUUACCAAAUUCGAACUUGAUAUUGAAAAGGGUAGAGGUAGUCAAGAAUUACAAUGUGAUGUAACAAUCAAGGGACAUUAUCAUGUAGUGGCUACAUCUCCGGAGAUCGGAGCUGUUCUCGGAGGAUCCGAAAUAGUAGGAGAUGGCAACGGAAAAGUUAAAAUAGACAAACUUCAACUUGCAUUUGACUAUCCUGUACAUGUAUUUAAAAAGGAUGACGGUGAAAUUUACAUUGAAUCCGACUACAACAAAACGGCAGAAAAAAUCGAUAUUUUGGGAAAAGUUACCUUUGAUGCAGACAACCUUUAUAUAGGCAAAGAGGACGUCAGCAAGUUAGCCGUCAACUACCUGAAUGAUAAUUGGAAGUUUAUAAUGAAAACUUUUGGAAAAGUUUUCAUUGAUAAGGCUACCGAGUUUUACAAUCGUUUUGAAAAGAACUUCUUUGAUUCAGUUCCAGCGAAGCAUUACCUUUCUGAUGACCUGACACCUUAUCUGUGAGAUUCACAAGUAUAAAAACAUUAGUAGAUAAUAAAGUUAUAAAUGUUUUCCAUUAUAUUUGAACAAUAAAGGAAAGUAUA